Molecule: messenger RNA, 2081 nt
Organism: Solanum lycopersicum (tomato)
Lineage: Eukaryota; Viridiplantae; Streptophyta; Magnoliopsida; Solanales; Solanaceae
Product: TPR repeat-containing thioredoxin TTL1-like
Cellular component (GO): cytoplasm
Molecular function (GO): protein binding
Source: RefSeq, a predicted model, not a curated record
CAUUUCUUCUUUCUUCUUUCUUCUUCUUCGUCUUCAACAACAAGCUCUCUGUAAAUGGCUUGUUUCUCUCUCUAGAAAAAGCUCACAUUCAUUCUUUGUUUCCACCAUUGAAAUCACGAGAACCCCAUUUUCUUGUUGAUGAUUGCUUUACAGUUUUGAAUUCUCUAACAUUGUAAGCUGUUUCAGUCAAUUUUUCGAUUACAGAAAAACUCAGUUCAAGAUUGAAGCUCUACAUUGUUCAAAAAUCACAUUCUAGUAGAAGAGGAGAUUAAUGGGGUUUUAGAGAAAUUCUGUUUUUCCCCAUUUUCGUCGAUUGAUUUACUUAUUGCAAUGUCGGGUUCUAGAAGAAAGAGGGCGGGUGGUAGGUCUACAGCUGAUGAGGAAUGUAGAGAUGGGGGAGGAUCGGCAUCGGUAUCUGGUUACAGUUCAAGUAGUUCUGCUACUGUUUAUCCGGAGCAGUUGAGUCCGGCAGUGUUGAAUAAGAUAGGGAAUAAUUGUUUGGUGAAUAGAGAUUAUAAUGAAGCUUUGAGAUAUUAUGAAGAAGCUAUUGCAAUUACUCCGGACGAUUGUAAAUUACAUUGUAAUAGAGCUGGUGCGUUGAUUGGUCUGAUGCGAUAUCCGGAAGCAAUGGCGGAAUUUGAAUUAGCUAUUAAUUUGGCUCCAAGACGUUAUCAACCACGCCACGAUUUCGGACUUUGGUUACUUUCUUUAGGACAGGUUGAAAAUGCAACAGAUCACUUAUAUUUCCUGGGUCACAAACCAGAUGAAGCAACGUCGCAGAAGUUGGAGGCAGUGAAGGAACAUAUCAACAAAUGCACUGAAGCCCGGAGAGUUGAAGAUUGGGCGACUAUGAAAAUAGAAUCUAAGGCAGCAUUUACUUCUGGAGCUGAUUCAUCUCCUCAGCUAUUUGCAUGUCGAGCGGAAGCUCAUUUGAAGCUAAACGACAUAGAGUAUGCUGAAACGUGGAUUUAUAUAGCUAGGAUGCAUAAGCCAUUCACAGCACGACAGUCAAAAAUUUUUGGAAUGGUCUCUGAAGCAUACGUAUUCUUUGUCCAAGCUCAGAUUCACAGCAGUGUUGGAAAGUUUGCUGCUGCGGUUACUGCCAUUGAAAAAGCUGCACAAAUUGAUAAUCAAAAUGAUGAAGUUACUGAUGAACUUGAAAACAUUAGGCUGGUGGUUGAAGCUCAUAAACAUGGCGACGAGCAUUUUUGUUCCGAAAGAUAUGAACAAGCUUGUACUUCUUAUGGGGAAGGGCUCUGGGUUGAUCCUUCAAAUCCAGUUCUCUACUACAAUAGAGCAGCUUGCUGGUCUAAACUUGGAGAGUGGGAAAAAUCUCUGGCUGAUAGCAACCGUGCUCUCCUAUACUGGCCACAAUAUGCUAAAGCUCUACACCUAAGAGCUGCCUCAAAUAUCAAGCUGAAAAGAUGGGCUGAUGCUGUGAGAGAUUAUGAGAUUCUGCGGCAGGAACUUCCACGUGACCGAGAGGUUGCUGCAAAUUUAUCCCAUGCCCGAGUUGAGUUACGCAGAGAAGCUCCAGAGGGGAAGGUGGAGUUGGUUUCAGAUGUUGAGAAGUUCCAGGCUGUGAUUGCAUCUGGUGAAUCUGUGGUCUAUUUCAAUGAAUUAACCAACCCAGAAUACGCAUGGAUGUCCUCGGUCAUGGAUACCUUGAGCGCCAAAUAUCCUUCAGUAAUUUUUCUCAAGGUGGUCGUGGAACAGAGCCGAGCUGCAGCAGAGAACAUUACAACACUACCUAGGUUUAGGCUUUACAAGGAUGGUAGUCGUGUGGGUACCGCAACUUUAGAUGUGUUGGAGAUCAUGAUUAAGGACAACCUCAUCGAUCCCAUCUAGAAAGGAUUUUACCCUCGUCUAUUCGUUCAUUUUGUUCCUUAUCUCCAAUAUACUCUUCCAUUUUAGAAGCAUUAGUGAAGAUUAUAGAGUUAGAAAGUUGCUGUUGCUGGUUGGAGUUAGAGGAACUAGAUCAUAACAUGUAUACAUUUUUCCCUAUUCAUUUGUACGUUAUGCGACUUGUGAAAUUACAUUGGAUGUAUUCUUGUUGUUGAUGAUCAACUCUAUUAUAUCUU